CCUCCUUGGAGACGGACGGACUGUUUUCAAACCCACAGCAAUACAACUGGAAAACAGACGUCAGGCUAAUACAGCUACUGUUCAUGUCCCAAUCAUUUCAGGAAAAUUACUCCGUAUAUUCACGUUGUUCAUAUUCAUGGAUGAACACGAAUGAACAAGCGGAAAACAAAACGCAUUGGAAAAGGUAAGCAGAAAGAGCAUGAUGAGCGUGCUGGGCCGUAGCUGUCGUAGCUAGUCACACGGUGGGUGGGAGGGGAGGGAGUCCAUCCGCACCACCAGCAACACUGCGCCAUGGCGAAACCCGGGGCCGACAGAGAUGGAUCCAUGGUGGACAAACCGACUGGGAAGAAGAGCAAAGAUAAGAUUUCCCUCUUCACCAAGACUCCGAAGCUUGACCGCAGUGAGUUUCUGGGGGGGAAGGAAGGGAAACCACCCAAGUCUAUCAUGAAACGCAAAUUGUCCUUCACCGUGAGCCCCCCUCGCAACAAGGAGAGAGAAUCAGACACAGAUGAGUCAGACCCAGGCCAGUCCACUGAGUCCUGGGGAGAGUCUGAAGGGAGGUUAGUGACUCCCUGCAGGAUGUGUUUAGCAGAUAAAGAUGGCCCGGAUAAGAAGAAAGUCAAGAAGGAGUCUGGGGGGAGUAAGAAGGCCCCGGUUAAUCUCCUGUUUGGCUACCCGCUGUCGGAACGAAAGCAGAUGGCCCUCCUGAUGCAGAUGACCGCCAGGGACAACAGCCCAGACUCGACACCUAGCCACCCGUCCCAGGCCCCCCCGGUGCAGAAGAAGCUCCCCAGUAGCACGGCCUCCAGAGCGAGGGACAAGGUGAACAAGAGGAACGAGCGUGGCGAGACGCCGUUACACAUGGCCGCCAUACGAGGGGAUGCCAAGCAUGUCAAGGAGAUCAUCAGCCUGGGAGCUGAUGUCAACGUCAAAGACUUCGCAGGCUGGACCCCUCUUCACGAGGCAUGUAACCUUGGUUACUACGACGUGGCCAAGGUUCUGAUCUCGGCCGGCGCAGAAGUCAACACCCAGGGUCUGGACGACGACACGCCGCUCCACGAUGCCUCCAGUAGUGGACAUACAGACAUUGUGAAGCUGCUGCUGAGACAUGGAGGCAAUGCGUUCCAGGCCAACAAGAGAGGGGAGCGGCCCGUGGACAUCGCUGAUUCCCACGAGCUGGAGCUCCUCCUAAAGGGAGAGGUGCCCCUCUCAGACCCAGAGGACAGCUCCUCAGAGUCUGAAGACCCUCCUUCGGUUAACCCCUCAAGUGUGGACGUGGAUGAUGACAACAUGGAUGACUCGGACAUGGAGAAAGUCUCUGAAGGCAAACGGAGCACCGUGAAGGCCUCACCCCCCAUGUCUGGCCUGGACGAGUAUGAGUUCAAAGACGAGGAGGAAGAAGAAGACCUGAGUAAAGCCCUGAACGACAGACACAUCCUCCGGAGAGAGCUGAGGCAGGAAGAGAAGGAUCAUUUGGCCGUGAAGCAGAGCGGUAAAGGGGACGGGAACGUCUCAGUCCAGUCCUCUAAGUCUAAGAAGACGAAGACGUUGUCCCGCAUCCUGUAUUGCACCUCGGAUAGUUCCAGUGAUGAGAUGGAGAUGCCGUCAGAGAGAAGGAGCUCUCCAACCUGUUCCCACGGCUCGGAGGGACACAAGGCGUCAGACGCCAGCAGGACUAAGAAAGAGAACCUCUCCGAAAAGAAAGACAAAGGCAGCAAAGUAAAGAAGAAGAACAAGAGCAAGAGUAAGAACAAGGAGAACCAGGAGGAUAGGAAGGAAAACAGCAAAGCUCUGGUGUUCUCCGUAGCCACUGUGUCUGUGUCGGAGACACACGCGGACAAGAACAACCGGGGACUCUGUGGGGACGAAGACUCGUUCAAGAUGUCCUUCAGUCCCAAGGAUGACUCGUCCGUCCACCUCUUCCAUCUGUCUGCCACCGUCAAGUCCCCCAAGCUCAACCACGGCCUCGCCGACAAGCAGCCGUCCUCCAACCCGCUCAAACAGGAGAACGCCAAGAUGACGUGCGUCUCGAUUGCCGAAGGCCCCUGUCCGCCGGAUGGUGUCAAGUACAACCACUACAACCCAGAGUCUGAGUUCUGCACGGAGAGCUCCAGUAGUAAAGGCUGCAAGCACAAGGAGAAGAGCAAGCACCACCAGAAUGACGUCAUCAUGGAUGCUGGUGGUGGUGCAGGGGUGGAAGAUGGAGGCUCCAGUCCGUAUAAUAAAGAUGGCGGCGUUGCCAACAGCGUGGACAUCUCUGAAGGUGGUACCUUACGGAAGACGGAUAAGGACGGCAAGGUGGUCAAGAAGCACAAGUUAAAACACAAGGAGAAGGACAAGCCCAGGAGGGAGUAUGAGCCAGAAAGGAACCGCCACCGGCAGAAGGAGGGCGGCAGAAAGGACGGCCACAGGAACCUGGAAUUCGACCGGGAGUUCUGGAAAGAGAACUUCUUCAACGAUGACGACCCUUUGCCUCCAGGGAAAAUGGAGAGGGAGGACUGCGGAUCUCCUCAGAAUACCUCAACGUCGGGCAGCUCUCCUGUGAAGGAAGAGAGAAAAGAGACUAAAGAAAAACACCCCUCUAGCAUCAGCAGCAAGGAGAAAAGGUUGAGAAGAGAAGAGGAACGCUUGAAGAAGGAGAGGAAAGAGACCUCGGCUGUCUGUAAAGAGGAGAGGGGGGGAAAGGAUGGGAAGCUCAGUGAGCGUGAGGAAAGGACUGAGUGCCUAAGCUCUGUACGGGUUUCGGUUCCUGAGGAGACGCAGCGUAACUCCACCAGUGUGAAUGACGAACCGGAGGAGAAACCGGUAACGGGGACCACGUCUACAGCUGAUUCAGACCAGCUGGAUGCCUCUGAGAAAUGCCGGCGGGACAAAUACGACAGGAGGCCUUCUGUAAAGGAACGUGAGGUUGACAAGACGGAUAAAAAGCAUCCCGACAGAGAAAAGAAAGUCAAGAUUGAGCACCCUGAGAAAUCAGAGAAUUCACAGAAUUCCAUGGAUCGCUGGAAAGAGAGGGAGAAGGAAAGGAUGGCAUCCCCUGGUGACAAGAACCACAAAGAGAUCGAGAAGCUCAGAGCCUUGUCCUCGACUAAAAAAUACGAGGAGAGCAAGGACAAGAAGAGCAAAGACAAGCCAGAUAAGAGGAGUGACAGGGAGAGGCUGGAGAGGGAGUACAACGCGGGAGAACACAAAGACAGGACGAGCUUUGAUAAGAAAGGAAAACCACCUUUAGAGAAAUUUAUGGACCACAGUAAAUCCGAUCGCUCUAAGGAAAAGGAGAAAGACAAAGACUGCGAUAAGAAGAAAAGGGAAAAAUCUAAAGACAGCGCUUCCUCAUCUUCCUCCUCCUCUUCUAACCUGAAGCUCCUCUUGGAGGAGAAGGGCUAUGUGUCUGAAAGUUGCAAGACAUUACCAGCAAAACUACUAAAGACAGAGGACCUCCCAAAGACGCCAGAGAAAGACCGAGACAGGAGAGACCGAGAAUCCAGAGACUCGGACAAGCACCGAGAUCGGGACAAAGACCGUUCCAAGGACCGUUCCAAGGAGGGUGGCAAGGCCAGUAAGACCAAACCCAACGAGACUGAGACUGACCGAGACAACCGGUCCAAAGCUAAAGCCUCGCCUGCCACCCGGGAAGAGCAGAAGCCCAAAGAGAAACGUCUGGUCAACGAAGACCUGAGGCAGACCAGCUUCGAACGCAUGCUGAGUCUGAAGGACCAGGAGAUUGAACAGUGGCACCGGAAACACCUAGAAAAGAUCAAACAGAAGGAGCGGGAGAGGAUGAAACAACGGCCUUCCUCUACGACAACGGACACAGGGAAGCUCAAAAGCAAAGCCAAAGCCAAGACUACGUCCUCGUCUUCUGGAGAACUGUGCUUGAGCAAAGAAUUGCUUCGCUCCAAGAGCUCUGAAGGCUCCACCGACGUUCACUGUCGCGACAGAGACAAACCCCUUAAGGACAGCACCAGCUCCAGGACCAUGUCUCUGGACGGGAAGACACUUUCCUGUCUCAGUGGGAAGCUGAUGGCUGGUAUGGAGAACAGCUUGAGCAGGUCACCCAGGCCAGAAAGCGAGCGGUCGGGUCUUAUGUCCAGGUCUGUGUCUAUGAUCUCUGUGGCCAGCUCUGAAGACUCCUGUCAGGCUACAUUGCUGACACCGAGACCUAUUGAGUACGACUCGGAUAUGACCCUGGAAACCUCCCAGGACUUUCAGCUGCCUUUCCUCCUGUCUUCCUUCCUUCCAUAUCCUGCCGUUCACGACAAAGACGACAACAGUCUUCCAGAAGAGCCGGGGCAAGGCAACCAGACUCCGCUGCAGAGCAGACACGCUUCCCCUUGCCUUAGGGCUAUUCUGGACGAAGACGCUAACUGUGCGACGGCGUCUGAGUGCAAACCUAUCGAAACUCUGUCCAAGGUCGCCGUGGUGCCUGCUGCUCAACCCAGUGAAGAGUCCACAAGUGUUCAGCCUUUAGAAACCUGUGCAGAUCCAGAGGAGAGCCAGAGUCAAAGUGAUCCAAUUCAGAUGCUUCCGAAUCUUCCUAAUGCAAUAACAGAUGCAGAUCUCAACACUGAGAGUGAAGGGAACACCGCUUCAGGUGUCUAUCUUCCACCUCAAGCGUCCAACACCAGAGAUCCUCACGUAAAGGACUCCUCAACACUUCAGCAGGCUAGUGUCCAACAGCUAGCUACGCCAGAACAGAGAGGGUUUUCUUCCACCUCUGAUCCUCUCCUAAUACGGGACGUCCAGUGUAUCCCUGUGGAGACCUCCAGUGCGGCACCUGAAUGUAGCAUGAAAGACCUGCCCUCUGAGGACAUGACGCCACUGGUGACAUUAUCUUCUCUAUCCUGUCAACUGCCGUUCUCCAGCACCGAAACCACCUUAUCUCUCUCUGCUAGCCAGUCACGGGAAACCCUUCCAAACACCAGUACGGUGACCUCACAGCAGACGAAGACAGAGAUUGAUGGAGAUCUGGUUCUUGAUUCUAAAGAUAAAACUCCAGUUGAGAGUGGAGCUAGCAGCGCUGAAAACAGAGCAGCUGUAGAGAGCCUUCAGAGUGCGUUAGGAGCGUCUAGACCCGGAUGGAUGGACAACCCAGUAGCCUCCACCAGCAAACACCCACCACCCAGCGCUAGCUCAGAGGACUCCACGAUGACCACCAGCAAACCCAAGGACUCUCAAGAGGAGAUGGACACUGACGGGAACAGUAAAGACUGUAAGAAAUCCAGAUUCUCCAGUGACAUUGUGGGUCCUAGCGAUCCUCAGCCGGACAAAAACUAUCCUAAUGGCCAGCUUACAUCAUCCACUGUGUCGCGCUGCUCGAGCCCUGAACACAAGGAAGAAGAAGAACCUUCUGACGCUCCUGAGAAGUGGAGAGGUCCUGAGGCCAUAUCAACAGAAAAGGCUAGCUGUUGGUCUUCAUCAGAGGGCAGUAGUAUGGUCACCGUCCCCGAGGUGAAGUCAGAGCCAUGCCAAGAGCCUACCUCCGAGGAGAGACCAGAAGGACAGACUCCCUCGAUUGUUGGAUCAGACCAGACCCACAGUGUUUCUGGACAGAGUUGUAACUUCCAGCAGGGCUCCCGGACAGACCAGAGUGGUAGUAGUGGUAGUUACAGCUGCAGUGGGUUUUCUGCUAGCUCUUCCCCCCAGUCUGGGGACAGAGACUCUGACUCCUCCGGGGCUAAGGCCAAGGUCCUCUCCCUAACCAUGGAAGAGGACCAGGACUUCCAGCAGACCCACCCCAGGAAGAGGAAGAUGCCCAGGUUGUCUACCUCCAACCAGGCUGGAGGCAGCAUGCAGCAGGAGUCUCUGGCGGCCAUCGUUGACUCUCUGAAGCUGGAGGAGAUUCAGCCGUACCAGACGGAGAGGGCCAACCCUUACUACGAGUUCCUGCACAUCCGCAAGAAGAUCGAGGAGAAGCGUAAAGUGUUGCUGAGCGUCAUCCCCCAGCCGCCACAGUAUUACGACGAAUACGUGACGUUUACUGGAUCCUACCUGCUAGACGGGAACCCGCUCAGCAAACUCUGUAUUCCAACUAUAACUCCUCCUCCGUCUCUACCGGACCAACUGAAGGAGAUGUUUAAACAACAGGAAGUUGUUCGUAUGAAGCUACGCUUGCAACACAGCAUUGAACGGGAAAAGUUGAUUGUUUCCAACGAGCAGGAAGUGUUACGAGUCCACUACCGGGCCGCCAGAACGCUAGCCAAUCAGACGCUCCCGUUCAGUGCAUGCACCGUGCUAUUGGACGCCGAAGUGUAUAACAUGCCUCAGGAUGCCCAGGCAAGUGGCAUGAUGUCACGCACUGUAGAAUCAGGUGACCAAGAUGGCAAGACGUCGGUGCGGGAUCGUUUCAACGCCCGCCAGUUCAUGUCCUGGUUACAAGAUGUGGACGACAAGUUUGAUAAACUCAAGACGUGUCUUCUGAUGAGGCAGCAGCACGAGGCAGCAGCUCUUAAUGCUGUCCAGCGUCUCCAUUGGCAGCUGAAACUCCAGGAGCUGGAUCCAGUCGUGUACAAGUCCACCUCCAUCUUCGAGAUAUCCGAGUUCUACAUCCCCCUGGUAGAGGUCAACGACGACUUUGACCUCACGCCCAUAUGACCCGUGACCUUUAGGCUCGGACCGGCAGUCAGGGGACCGAUGAUUAGGAAGGAUAAUCUAGUCGCCCAUCUACCGGUGAUGAAGAGAUGGAGGGAUGAAGGGAUGGAAAACGUGAGGCACUUGGAACAUGGAUGUGUGUAGAGAGCACCACUAUUGUGUUUGUUUGUUUGUGUGUGAGCAGCACUUCUCGACAUGUGGCUAUUUUACCACUGAGAUCCUAUGGUAGACACCACAGACCUCCCUCCCUCCUACACCAAGAGGCCUUGGCCUUAUCCUCCCUAGUGGCACACUGACUGCUUAUUCUGUUCCAUUCACUUACCCCAGGGGCCAGGGCCCGUGGCUGGGUAAAGGUUGGGGCAGCGCCAGGUGCUGCUGUCUGCUGAGAGGAGAGCGCACCAGAGAGAGACCAAGCAUGGAUACUAUCUCUAUAUAGGGCACUAUGUGAAGUGUAUAGAAAGUAGGGUGCCAUUUCUGAUGUUUCCUAUGGAGUCGACCAUCUCUCUACACCUCCUGAUGCUCCCUAUGGAGUCGACCAUCUCUCUACACCUCCUGAUGUUCCCUAUGGAGUCGACCAUCUCUCUGCCCCUCCUGAUGUUCCCUAUGGAGUCGACCAUCUCUCUGCACCUCCUGAUGUUCCCUAUGGAGUCGACCAUCUCUCUACACCUCCUAUGUUCCCUAUGGAGUCGACCAUCUCUUUACACCUCCUGAUGUUCCCCAUGGAGUCGACCAUCUCUCUACACCUCCUGAUGUUCCCUAUGGAGUCGACCAUCUCUCUACACCUCCUGAUGCUCCCUAUGGAGUCGACCAUCUCUCUGCCCUCUACACCUCCUGAUGUUCCCUAUGGAGUCGACCAUCUCUCUACACCUCCUGAUGUUCCCUAUGGAGUCGACCAUCUCUCUACACCUCCUGAUGUUCCCUAUGGAGUCGACCAUCUCUCUACACCUCCUGAUGUUCCCCAUGGAGUCGACCAUCUCUCUACACCUCCUGAUGUUCCCUAUGGAGUCGACCAUCUCUCUACACCUCCUGAUGUUCCCUAUGGAGUCGACCAUCUCUCUACACCUCCUGAUGCUCCCUAUGGAGUCGACCAUCUCUCUGCCCUCUACACCUCCUGAUGCUCCCUAUGGAGUCGACCAUCUCUCUGCCCCUCCUGAUGUUCCCUAUGUAGUCGACCAUCUCUCUGCCCCUCCUGAUGUUUCCUAUGGAGUCGACCAUCUCUCUACACCUCCUGAUGUUCCCUAUGGAGUCGACCAUCUCUCUGCACCUCCUGAUGUUCCCUAUGGAGUCGACCAUCUCUCUACACCUCCUGAUGUUCCCUAUGGAGUCGACCAUCUCUCUGCCCCUCCUGAUGUUCCCUAUGGAGUCGACCAUCUCUCUGCCCCUCCUGAUGUUCCCUAUGGAGUCGACCAUCUCUCUGCCCCUCCUGAUGUUCCCUAUGGAGUCGACCAUCUCUCUGCCCCUCCUGAUGUUCCCUAUGGAGUCGACCAUCUCUCUGCCCCUCCUGAUGUUCCCUAUGGAGUCGACCAUCUCUCUACACCUCCUGAUGUUCCCUAUGGAGUCGACCAUCUCUCUGCCCCUCCUGAUGUUCCCUAUGGAGUCGACCAUCUCUCUGCCCCUCCUGAUGUUCCCUAUGGAGUCGACCAUCUCUCUGCCCCUCCUGAUGUUCCCUAUGGAGUCGACCAUCUCUCUGCCCCUCCUGAUGUUCCCUAUGGAGUCGACCAUCUCUCUGCCCCUCCUGAUGUUCCCUAUGGAGUCGACCAUCUCUCUACACCUCCUGAUGUUCCCUAUGGAGUCGACCAUCUCUCUGCCCCUCCUGAUGUUCCCUAUGGAGUCGACCAUCUCUCUGCCCCAUGCACCUCCCUCGUCGAGCAGGGUUACAAAACAACAGGAGAAGGAGAAGAAGAAAAAAACAUUUAAAUUCAGAUUUUGUUUCUAAGUGUUUAUUACAUCGUACACAGACUUUGCUUUUUUAACUUAUUUUCUACAGACAGAUUGUGCAUUUGUAAAUAACCCAUGUAAUGAUGGUUUGAAACUUGUACAGAAAAAAUAACUAAUAAAUAUUUUGAUUGUAAAACUCUUUUUUUUCUUUUUAGAAGUCUUCAGUCUGUUUUAAUGGACCAAAGUUUAUUUUUUAAUUUUUAUUGAGUCCGUGUGCUCUUUCUCUCUGUCAAGGUCCUUGUUGUUGUUACUGUUGUUGAAAUCAAUGUUGUUGGCGUAACUCUUUGAGAAUGUCGGGGUCAGAUUCUGUUGUUCCUUUUGGUUCUGGUUUUUUUUUUUUUGGAUCCACGCACCACAUCAACGUCUCAUUUCUUUGACUGGUGAUUCGGAUGCUGUUGACGUUUGUAGCUCUUAUUUCCUGAUCCCAGAAGAAGCUCUACCGUGGACUGUUGUGAUGGAGGUUUAACUGAAGUCACUCGGCUCUUUCCCUUUUGUUUUGUUCUGUCCUUUCACAAAGUUUGUGUCUGAAAUGGGACCCUAUUCCCUAUAUAUUGCGCUACUUUUGACCCCAAACGGGACCUUAUUCCCUAUAUAGUGCACUACUUUAGACCAGGGCCCUAUGCAGGCUCUUGUCAAAAAGUAUUGCAGACCUGCCAACCUGCGUGCAGUUUGCGUAACAUAGUCAAAGUACUCUGCUAUGAAAAACAACCUUAAAAUACAUAUGAACAGGCUUCUAGUUUGUAGAAUGAGUGUUUGUUUUUUUUAGGUAGUUUGCUCCUUCGCUAAGGGGUCACUACGGCGACGGUCGUUGGCUCCUUCGCUGAGGGGUCACUACGGCGACGGUCGUUGGCUCCUUCGCUGAGGGGUCACUACGGCGACGGUCGUUGGCUCCUUCGCUGAGGGUUCACUACGGAGACGGUCGUUGGCUCCUUGGCUGAGGGGUCACUACGGCGACGGUCGUUGGCUCCUUCGCUGAGGGGUCACUACGGAGACGGUCGUUGGCUCCUUCGCUGAGGGGUCACUACGGAGACGGUCGUUGGCUCCUUCGCUGAGGGGUCACUACGGCGACGGUCGUUGGCUCCUUCGCUGAGGGGUCACUACGGCGACGGUCGUUGGCUCCUUCGCUGAGGGGUCACUACGGCGACGGUCGUUGGCUCCUUCGCUGAGGGGUCACUACGGCGACGGUCGUUGGCUCCUUCGCUGAGGGGUCACUACGGCGACGGUCGUUGGCUCCUUCGCUGAGGGGUCACUACGGCGACGGUCGUUGGCUCCUUCGCUGAGGGGUCACUACGGCGACGGUCGUUGGCUCCUUCGCUGAGGGGUCACUACGGCGACGGUCGUUGGCUCCUUCGCUAAGGGGUCAUUACGGCGAAUGUAGUUAGCUACAGCGUUUAGUCAACUAAGCGAGAACACGUUCUUGGCUGCACAUUUUGAUUUCCGUCGUGGUAGUAGGUCGGGAGCAUUAACGAGAAAAAAGAAACGAGUUGCUGAAGUUCAGCGUCGCCGUGGAAACAGACUGUUAAACAUUAGCAGGCUUUAUAUUAACCGCCGUGUGGAUGGAAACAGACAAUGGCAGAGAGCUGCUGUUUCCCGCUGAUACCUUCCUAUGAAGGAAGGUAUGUCAGACUGUUAAACAUUAGCAGGCUUUAUAUUAACGACUACAUUGCAUCCAGUAAUUUCAUUAUUCUGAAUUUUCUCCACAAACAACAAAAUGAAGAAGCCAGUUUAUAUUUGACUGACUAUGGACAUAAAGACAGUUAUUUGUUAGAAUAGUGAUUACUGGGGUGGCACAGUGUAAAUGCUCUAAGGCUGUGCCACCAGAGAUUCUGGGUUCAAAUCCAGACUGUCGCUGCCGGCUGUGACCAGGAGACCCAUGGGGCGGCGCACAAUUGGCCCAGCGUCCUUAGGGGAGGGGUUUGGCCGGGCAGGGAUGAUCCUUGUCCCAUCGCGCUCUAGAGACUCCUCUGUCAGACCGGGCGCAGUGCACGUUGACACGGUCGCCAGGUUUACGGUGUUUCCUCCGGUUUGGCUUCCGGGUUAAGUGGGCAUUAUGUCAAGAAGCGGUGUGGCUUGGUUGGUUUGUGUUUCGGAGGAUGCGCGGCUCUCGACCUUCGCCUCUCCCGAGUCCGUACGGGAGUUGCAGGGACAAGACUAUAACUACCAAUUGGAUACCAUGAAAUUGGGGAAAAGAAGAAAAUUUGAUUUACAAAUAAAAGAAUAGUCAUUACCCCCUAAAUUGAACCAGAAAAAUGUGUUACUGAGACCACCACAAUUUAAUUUAAGAGCAAACACAACACUUCUUGUUUGAUUAUAAUUUAAGACUAGGUUUCAGGAGAUGAAUUACAGGUUUUUCAAAAAUGCUCCAAUUUCCCCCCACCACCACCACCACCCCAACCUUAGUCCUACAUCAGUCCCACCUUGUCAGAAAGCCCUGAUUUGUACAUUUUUAAGUGGCUUUCUAGUUAGCUAGUGAAAAAAACAGCUAAUUACCAAGUACCCAUAGCUGGCUAUAGCCUACAGUUCCUCUUGAGGCAUUCAACAUCAUUAUUAGGCUCAAAUCGGAUUUGUUAGGCCUAUGAUUUGAGCAGUCUGGGUGCCGUUGGGGUCUAGAGUGUCGCCACAGCGCUGAAGUGGUACUCUUUUUUUUUUUUUAAAUAUUAAAAUAUUCAGAUAUAUUAGUGAACUAUGCGGGCCCUGGUCUAAACUAUAUAGGGACUAGGGUACUGUUUUGGACACAUCACUGUACAGUUCCUCAACCUCCUGUGUGUUGUUCUUUUUAGGUGGUAUCUCGCACACAUUAAAAGAAUAACCAUUUUGUUGUGGCAAAAUUCUUCUAUAGAAAUAGGAGAUGGAAAAAAAAAAAAGCGAAACUUUUACAGUUUCGAUGUGAGAUCACAACAAAAAAACUAUUUUUUCAACAUAUUGCCUUUUGAACGAUCGUUCUAAAAAAACGUCUAUUUUAAUAUUUUACUUGUUACAUGACCUGUACAUAUUUGUAAUAUAAUUGAAUAAAUUUUAUUGGUUGUGAAU
Oncorhynchus kisutch (coho salmon) is the source of this 11559-nucleotide messenger RNA. Its product is annotated as ankyrin repeat domain-containing protein 12. The coding region runs from base 292 to 6594 and encodes 2100 amino acids. The transcript is spliced from 14 exons. The record is from RefSeq and is a predicted model, not a curated record. Gene Ontology annotation, molecular function: protein binding. Gene Ontology annotation, cellular component: nucleoplasm. NCBI's taxonomy places the organism in Eukaryota, Metazoa, Chordata, Actinopteri, Salmoniformes, Salmonidae.